This is a messenger RNA of Laccaria bicolor S238N-H82, 794 nucleotides long. RefSeq lists its product as uncharacterized. Bases 24 to 794 code for a protein of 256 amino acids. The transcript has 4 exons. Lineage: Eukaryota; Fungi; Basidiomycota; Agaricomycetes; Agaricales; Hydnangiaceae. The record is from RefSeq and is a predicted model, not a curated record.
UUCCGUAUUCUCACCAGCCAUCAAUGGAUGAACCACCUUCACCAUUGCUAAAGUCAAGGAUUCCCAGAAAGACAGUCAUUGUCGACUACAGCUUGCCCGACGGGGAAUUUGGCAUAUACGACCUUCAUUGUCCUCUUCGAAAGGGAAUCAUUUGUUACCGCCGGAACGGCACGAUAUUUGAGCACAACAUCCAUUCCUCUGCCAGAAAACACGAGCCACGAAUCAUUGUCCCUAAACAUCCGCCGCAGCGUCCAUUCAGCAUUUCGUUCGUCCCCAUCAGAGGCAAUCGGAUCCUAGUGUUUGCAAAGUACAUCGGCAGAGAGCAGCCUGGCAGAAUCCGCAACUACUAUCUACACCUAUCAAUCCACGGAAUCCGCUCCGAUCAUCGCAUUGGUUCUGCUCUGUGGUCUUUCCACGGUAGCAUUGAUGGUUACCUCGAUAAUAAUCUUGAUUUGAAGGUAAUAAAAUCCACCGAAAAUGAAUUGGGAAUCACUUUUUGGGCGCGAUUCGACAAUCAUUGGAAGCUCUUCGACAUCUCUACUGCUGAAGCUGACGCCUCGAAGAAUUUUCCUCUAAUUGAGUCAGGGAGAAUAGAUUUUGAUCUAAGGUUGAAGUACUUUCUCGUCACACUGUCCCCUGAGACACGCAUUCUCCUAAACGUGGAUGCGAACAACCAACCCAACGAAACGGUUGACAUUCACUAUUUAGAUCCAGGUGGUACGAACUUUUCAUUCGUCACCCGCAUGUCUAUUCCCAGUCUCAAAGCAAAAAACGGAUCGGGUCGAACAGUGUGA